AUGCACGUUACACGGACAACCUGCAUUGCAGGCUUGGCUUUACGCCUCAACCUCGUAUUGGCCACCCAGUCCACUCAACCGUUUGAGGGCCAGACCUUGACCGGCCACUCUGAUCUGCUGCCCGUUUAUGACUACGUAAUUGUGGGCGGGGGUGUUUCAGGGCUUACUGUGGCAAACCGUCUCUCGGAGGAUCAAACAUUAAGCAUUCUUGUUAUUGAGGCGGGGGAAUUUGACCAGAAUGAAGACUUUAUCGUCGUCCCUGCACUUGCAGGCGGUGCCGUUGGUACCAAAUAUGACUGGAACUCGACCUAUUCGCCGAAUCCAGACACCGCAAAUCGUGCGAUUCCUAUUCCCCAGGGAAAGGCAGUCGGCGGCUCCAGUCUGCUCAACCGUAUGGUCUUUGAUCGUGGAUCCAGUGCGGACUAUGAUCGCUGGGAGAUCUUAGGAAAUCAUGGCUGGGGCUGGGUCGAUCUCCUACCGUACUUCAAGAAGAGUGAAACCUUCACGCCCCCGACUCCUGAUAUCGUCGGCGAAUGGGGCGUCACGUAUGAUGCGUCGGUGCAUGGGGAGUCAGGAAAUGUCCAAGCGAGCUAUUCGCCGUGGAUCUGGCCCAGCACCAAGCACUUCAUCAGCGCCCUUACGGAGUCUGGAAUUCACAUCCCCAACGAUGGAGCCAGUGGUGACGCCGUGGGUGGAUUCUUCAGCCCUCAUAACCAGGACCCUGCCACUGCCACCCGGUCCGAUGCUCGCAGGGCCUACUGGGAUCCAGCAUCGACAAGGCCCGGUCUGCAUUUAAUCACCGGCCAUAUGGCGACUCGUCUUGUCAGCCAAGAGUCAGCUGAUGGGCCGAUCAUCACGGCGGUUGAAAUCGCCGCCUCGUCCUGUGCACCACGGACCACAGUCAACGUCCGGAAGGAAGCGAUCCUCGCAGCCGGGGCUAUCCACACUCCUCAGAUCCUUCAGCUCUCUGGAAUUGGCGAUCCGGCCCUCCUCGCCGGACUGAACAUCCCCACGGUGGCCAAUGUCUCAGGGGUCGGCCGCAAUUUCCAGGACCAUGCCUACAUCCCUGUUGUCUUCUCGUUUGACUUUCCACUGGUAGCCGCAAACCUAAGUACAAACGCCACCUUCGCCGAGAAGUCCCGCUCUAUAUACAAUGACCGCAAGACAGGGCCUUACGCGGACGCCACAGCGGACUUCCUCGCCUUUCUCCCGGCGACAAAUAUCACAGACCAAGUCGAGACCAUCUACCAGAACGCUCAAGGUCAAGACCCAAAUAGUUACCUCGAGACCGAUACACCAGCCAGCGUGCAAACCGGCUACACAGACCAGCACAAGCUCCUAACCGAGGGUAUCGCCGCCUUAAAUGAAGCCCAGAUCGAAAUCAUCUUUACGGAUGGCACCUUCGUCAUCGGCCUCCAGCACCCCUUCUCACGGGGAAGCGUGCGUCUGGCAUCAACAGACCCAUUCGCCCCACCACUCGCAGACCCGGCGUACCUGCGUAAUCCCAUCGACGUACAGCUUCUCAUUGCCGCGGUCAAAUACGCCAAAUCACUAGCUACUACAGCCCCGUCCCUGUCCGUGUUUAACCCCGUCGAACAGAUCCCCGGUCCGGCCGUUGUCUCGGACGCAGAUAUAGAGGCUUAUAUCCGCGGUGGUGUGGCGCCUCUUUUCCAUCCGUCUGGGUCUUGCUCUGUAGGGAAGUAUGAGACUGGGGGUGUGGUCGAUACGGAGUUUCGGGUUCAUGGGGUAAGGGGUUUGAGGGUUGUGGAUGCGAGUGUCUUUCCGGUGUUGCCUGCGACGCAUAUCCAGAGUUCGGUUUAUGCGGUUGCUGAGAUGGCUGCCGAUGCUAUCAAGUCUUCGUAG
Messenger RNA from Aspergillus puulaauensis, 1863 nucleotides. RefSeq names its product GMC family oxidoreductase. Lineage: Eukaryota; Fungi; Ascomycota; Eurotiomycetes; Eurotiales; Aspergillaceae. The transcript is spliced from 8 exons. Gene Ontology annotation, biological process: secondary metabolite biosynthetic process. Gene Ontology annotation, molecular function: oxidoreductase activity, acting on CH-OH group of donors; flavin adenine dinucleotide binding. The coding region runs from base 1 to 1863 and encodes 620 amino acids. The record is from RefSeq and is a predicted model, not a curated record.